This is a messenger RNA of Orcinus orca (killer whale), 6380 nucleotides long. It is a transcript of the gene LRAT, whose product is annotated as lecithin retinol acyltransferase. Bases 4025 to 4681 code for a protein of 218 amino acids. Gene Ontology annotation, molecular function: phosphatidylcholine-retinol O-acyltransferase activity. The record is from RefSeq and is a predicted model, not a curated record. Gene Ontology annotation, biological process: retinol metabolic process. The transcript has 8 exons. NCBI's taxonomy places the organism in Eukaryota, Metazoa, Chordata, Mammalia, Artiodactyla, Delphinidae.
CUGAGAGAGGAAUGCUUGCUCAGAAGCAGAAGAAAAUAGAAGUUGGAAGCAGGUUAUGCAUUAUCUGUUUGCACUGAGGAGCAACAAUGCAGUCAGCUCCGUGCAGUUUGUAAAAGCUUCAAAAACAGAACUUCCAAGGGGGGAGUAAAGAACCAACCAAUUCGUAUUCCAAUUAAACUAAAUAAGUGCAGACUUUCUUACUCAUAAUAUCUAUUUUCCCCAUUUCCUGGCUUAAAAAAAUUUUUUUUUCAGGUUGAUAUCUACAUUAAUGGAGAACAUGUUGAAACCUUUCAGGAAGAUCUCACCUUUACAUUGGACACAUUGACUCCACCAAACUUACCCAAGAUAGAUGAUGACCUAAAAGUGGCUCACUGACUUAUCGCUCAGAAGAUCUGGCCUAUACAAGAAGUGGGGACAAAGGCAACUCUGUGAAUAUAGAUAUGAAUUGCCAGGAACAUAUGCAUUAAACUUUGUUUUGAAAAAUUGCCUCGGUGGUGGAGGCACUGCCUCACUGAGAACUGACCCACAGGGCAAAGCACUUGGACAAAUGGUACUGGACUUUCAGAUAAAAUGUGUUCCUGAUUUAAAGUCAUUAGUAGAUGGAUAAAGAGUUUUGGCAUUGGGAAACUUAUUGUUUCUUAGUACAAGUGAAAAAUUGAAUCCAAGAGGACUUCCUUGGCAGUGAGCAGUGGAGAGAGCAGAGCUCCAAACACUCAUGUGCCUACUUUCCGCUCACCCUUGUGUCUCUGUGCUGAGACAUCGGAAGGGGUCUGUGAGGAAAAGCAUGUCCUUUGUCUACUCUGCAUUCUUGGAUGACUAUGCUGUCCAGGCAGAAAGGGAAAAGCGCCUCUGCCUUACUCUGCUUCACUGGUGAAUAAUACAGAUGAUAUUAGAGAUGGGGUUUCACGGUAUGAACCUUCAUACAAUGCUACAAUAUGUGUGGUUCUGCUUAAUCCUCAAAACUGCCCUCCUAAAUAUCACUGCCGUUUUAGAGCAAUGAAAUUGAGGCCUGUGGGUGGCAAACGACUUGUCAGAGUUCACGUGGGUGGAAAGGGUGGCACAGGCCUUAGGCUCGGGGUUUCUGCCCCCUUCCCCACACAUCGCAGCCUCCCCCACCUGUGAUUACUUCAUAGUAAGCUGUGUUCAUCUACAGGGGCGUGAUUCUCUACAACAUCAACUGUCAAUUACUUGUUGUGCUUAGUGUUCUUAGUUUAUGGUUUCCAAAACAACAACAACAAAACAACUAAAUCCUGUCUGGGUGGAGCUGCUGCCUUUAAUCUUUCUAAAGACUCUAGGCAGGAUUGAGGCCCUCAUAAUAAGGUGCUAGCUAGCCAGGAAGGAAGCUGGGGAAUCUUCCUCCCAGGAGGUAAUGGAAUUCUGCCAGAAAACACUCCAGGCAGCCCUGGGUUCUGAGGCUCCAUGAAAAGGUGUCUGCCCUUUUUCCUCUGCCUCCAGAGGGAAGUUCACAAAAGCUUUUAUUCUCCCUGUCUCCUUAGAGUUAGCUAGUUAAGGCCUGUUUGUGUCCAUGGGGCCAGAGCUAAGCGUAUGUAAAGUAGAUGGGCAGCUAAUUCAGAAGAAUAACGUGUUAAGACCAUCAUUAUUUAUGUGUCCAAUGAUGUAAUAAUCUAAAAAAAUCUAAGAAAAACAACAAAAUAAUCCUGAAGGAUGACAAUUCAAAAACAGGAGGUUUAGAAAGCCAGAUUUAUCAGGUUUAGGAGAAAGAAGUUCUAAGAGGUAAGAAGUCUGGGACACUGCACUUAGGUUCUGCUCUGACUCUGUGUCCUUGGGCAAGAUACCCAACACCUACCCCGCUCCUAUUUCUGUUUCUAAGGAGGGCAUAGGACUGCCGGCCACUCCAGUGCUGGGGCCUGCCUGGUGAGGGUAUACUAUUAACCAGCAGCGUAACCAGAUCUUUCUCUAUGGCGAUAAAAUAACUGACAUUAAAAAUUGGAAUCUAGCAAUUAUACUCCGAUAAAGAUGUUAAAAAGGGCUUCCCUGGUGGCGCAGUGGUUGAGAGAAUGCCUGCCGAUGCAGGGGACACGGGUUCGUGCCCCGGUCCGGGAAGAUCCCACAUGCUGCGGAGCGGGUGGGCCCGUGAGCCAUGGCCACUGAGCCUGUGUGUCCGGAGCCUGUGCUCCGCGAUGGGAGAGGCCACAGCGGUGAGAGGCCCAUGUACCACAAAAAAAAAAAAAAAAAAUUGGAAUCCGUGGCACUAGAGAAGCAGGGAAAUGAAGUCCAAAUUAAAAAGAAAAGCUGUGGAAUCUAAGUUUAGGGUUGGAUUUUUCACUGAGUUUCCAGGACUGGGCACAGUGCCAGGCAUAUGGCAGGCACUCAGUAAAUGAAUGGAUGACAGGUGGAUGAAGUGAUGGGAGGUCAGAUCUUCCCCAGUGGUGGUGGACCUGGGAGCAAAGAACCUGUGUUUCAGUCCUGAUCCACACUAACACGGUGACAGAGACUGAGCUAUAACCUCAAUUUCUUCCUGUGUAAAAUGGAGAGGACACCUCAUAGGGCUAUGAGGACUAAGUGAGAAAAUGCUUGUUAGUUCAGUGCCUAGUACAUAGGAGGCACAUGAUACUGUGAUCCUAUUCUCCACUCCAAAGACUUCUGAGGAAGAGGGUCUCCAGAGGUAAAAAGUCUUUAGGUAGGAAAUCCCUUAGCCUACCUGGCUUCUGCACGACUCCGCCACCCCUUGUCCCCGAAAACAGGAGCUCGAUCUCCUGGGACCUUCAGUGGGACCCAUGGCAGGAAGGUGAAGCCUGAAAGUUAGGUGGGCACUGUGAGCCCUGUUUCCAGGCUCCUCUGUGCGGAAACGCAGUGGAAUCUUGGCCUUCACCACUGGGAGACAUGGACCUGGGCCUGAGCAGAUGCUGUGGCUGUCUUGCGAGUUUCCAUGGGAUGGCAGGAAGGGGUGGUCGAGGAGAGAGUCCACAGUGCAUUGAUGUCCACGUGUUGACCAGGACUGCCACGGCUCUUUCACAAUCCCCUAGCCAGACCCAGCAACCCAGUUGAGUGCAUUUAAGGCAUUUGCACAUCGAAACUUGUUGAAUGGAACUAGGGGUCUCUCUACCAAGCCAGAUUCUCCCCUCUAUGAAUAAAUGACCCCUUCUGAUUUAGGAAGGAGAAAGUUAUGAUGUUAGAUUUCUCUUGGGCUUUUCCUUCUAAUAGCAAUUGUCUUCCCUUAGUUUGGCUCAAAUUGAUUCAGGCAGGAAAGUAUUAGGGGGAAUGUGAGCCUAUUAGUGUAUAUACAUAUUUGUAUGAAGAGUGCCUCUAGGGAGCCAUCAAAAAGUGACCGCUCACAGACAUACUUAUAUGCAACUCUGAGAACGUUGGGUAGUUGCAAGGGAAGUUUUCAACGAUUGCUGAAUAGGAGAGGGCAAUCAGUUCAGCCAACAAGAGCUCUUUUGACGCUGCAUUUUCCCAGUUGAAAAGCAGCCUAAUCCUCACUAACCCCUCCCAGCUUAAUAAAACUGAGGAGACUUCAGAAAUGGACAAAUGAAGACCUUCCACUGUCUCCUUCGGGCUCCUCAAAGCCGAAUUUCCCGCAGGCAAGCAAAGAGGGCAGCUUCAGGACAGUUUCAAUGAGAAAAAUUAAUUUAUUUAACAGCAUAACAUUCAGGCAAAAUAUUCUUCAAGAAAGAAACUAUGGGCACUCCCCACCACCAUUCAUUUCCCAAGACAGCAGAAUGCCUACAUCUUGAGCAAGGUACUCGGAUGCAUGCCUCAUAUUAAUCUCAUCUCCUUUUUUCUUUAAGUGACUCCCCAAAAUUAACCCCACCGGGAAAGAAAGAAAAAUGCAUAUCAGCUUGGUGCUGCCUGCCUCUCACAAAACGCCGUGGGGAUGCGGCCAUUGAGGAAGGUCUAUAGGACUAUAAUGUGAUUCGAAAUCGUUUGUGAAAUGAACAAAAGUCACCAGCAAGCGGGACGACUGGCAGAUAGGGGGCGGGAGCGAAGGCCGGGUCUCGGAGGAUAAUGGGGAGCCGGCCUCCUCCCCGUCUGGUCUCCAUGGUCCCCUUCAUCUUCCAGGAUGAAGAACCCAAUGCUGGAGGCGGUGUCACUAGUGCUGGAGAAGCUGCUCCUUAUCUCCAACUUCAAGCUCUUCAGUUCAGGCGCCCCGGGCGAAGACAAGGCAAGGAACACUUUCUAUGAGAUCAACUCUUUUCUCCGCGGCGACGUGCUGGAGGUGCCUCGGACCCACCUGACACACUAUGGCAUCUACCUGGGCGACAACCGUGUCGCCCAUAUGAUGCCCGACAUCCUGUUGGCCCUGACUGACGACAAGGAGCUCACGCAGAAGGUGGUCUCCAACAAGCGUCUCAUCCUGGGCGUCAUUGGCCGGGUGGCCAGCAUCCGCGUGGACACAGUGGAGGACUUCGCCUACGGAGCCGACAUCCUGGUCAAUCACCUGGAUAGGUCCCUCAAGAAGAAGGCGCUGCUCAACGAAGAGGUGGCGCGGAGGGCGGAGAAGCUGCUGGGCAUGACUCCCUACAGCCUCCUGUGGAACAACUGCGAGCACUUCGUCACCUACUGCAGGUUCGGCACCGCGAUCAGCCCCCAGGCCGACAAGGAUAUCUCGAAAUGCACGGUGAAAGAGUGUGGCAAUGCAGUACCGCUGCCAGCGAUGCCAGAGAGCUGCCCAGUUAUUGCUGCAGACGUCAUCAGGGUGUCCAUCCAGCGUAGUUGAAAUGACAAUGGGCAGGUGACUGGGAGGGUCACAGAAAAUCUGUCGCCGUGUGCUUGCAACUUUACCCAAGAAUUGCAGCUGGAAGGAAGGUGUCUAGAGUUCAUAUUUAAUCCGUAACACUGUAUAGUACAAAUUGUUGUGCCUUUAAAACAAGGAAGCAUGCUGUUUUCCCCCAUCUAUAAGCUGCAGAGAGUGAAUUCCCUUUGCUUAAGAUAAACUGCCAAAUGUUCCGUUAAGAAGACCUCCCUGGUAGAUCCCUUACUCCUGUGGCUGAGCUUCAGAGAAGUCUUUUCCUGGGUAUUCUGCAUUCCUUCUGUGUUGGCUUUAAUUCCCAUCUAGACUUCCCCAUUGUUAAGCAUCCUUUACACACUAGCCCCACAGGUGCGUUACAUUGUUUCUGGGUUCCCCAGAGAUCAAAACAAUUGGCUUUCAAGAAGAGCCAUUAAAUGUUGGAAGGUAAUUUUAUGGGUACUAUAAAAAGGGGGGAAAACUGUUAGAAUUUAAGAUGAUUAAAUUAGCUACAAACACAAAGGAAAAGCAAUGGAUUUUUAUUGCCUUUUGAAACCUCCUAACUUGUAAAAAUCAAAUUUUAAGCCGAGGUAUUGUUAGUGCGCACCCUUCACAAUGAAAACCUGGGCAAUCACGUGUGAGCUUCAGAUUAUACUCUUCAUGUUUAGAUAUUUGGGUACCAAAAGAAUCUAAGUCCAUAUAACCAAUUUUUUUAUUGCUCCACAUCUUAAUUUUUUGACCCAUAUGUGAAAAUCUUUCUCUCCUGUCGCAGAUCAUGAACGUAUAGUGCUUGUAUACAUCUGUGUAUAAAACUCCUUACAGAUUGUUUAUAAAGCCACAACAGUCUCGAUCUAGGGAUUAUUUUCUAAGCAAAAUAAAAAUACAGUUAGAGCACUCUGCAGUGAUUCAAGAAUCACAGCUUCAGUCCAUGCCUGUUUAGAAAUAAACUUCACCACAUUUACAAACACUGGCUCCAAAACUGUUCAAAAGGAAACACGUCAGAUUUACUUAGGACCCAAGCAAAUCAUUUCUCUAAGGAAAAACAGUAUUUCCCUCCCAUAAUUAGGAAUUACCCUUUCAUGGAACACAUAUAGCACUGUAUUAUACCUUUCUCCAAAAAAACAAAAAACACAGUACAAGUGCUUUUUAAAGGUAGUAAAAUGUUUAAUCAGCAUAAAUAACUAGUUGGAGUAGUUUUUCCUCUUUGGAAACUUGUAAGAUUUUAUGGACGUAGAGUAGUGCUUUAAUUGCUGUUGCUGCAUAGCGCCUCUUGUGAAACUUGAGUUUUUGUCUUCACUUUGAAUGGUCUAACAAUUUGACCACAGAGUAGAUUUCCCGGGGAAAAAAAAAAUCCCCAUCCCAAAUUUUCCAAUUUUUAAGGACUGUUUUUGAACAUGCCCUGAGAGAAGUAGGUCAUUAGUACUGAAGGAGGACUGGUUUCUAUUUUUUGGAAACAUAAGGAAUGACAAUUCUGGGACUGAUGGUUGAGUUCUCCAUAUAUAUAACUAUUAUCAGUAUAACAUGAGAGUUGCAAAGUUGUCUCACUUAAAUUUGUUUUUAUAAAAGCUCUCAAGAGCACUUUCCCUCAGGAAAACACUGCAACUAAUGUGAAAGUGAACUGGAAGAGAAUCUUUUUUUUUCUUUGUAGUGAUGCUCUUUACAAGUUUAGAAAUCAUAAAAUUAAACUAUU